This is a messenger RNA of Anarrhichthys ocellatus (wolf-eel), 727 nucleotides long. RefSeq names its product interferon alpha-inducible protein 27-like protein 2A. The transcript has 4 exons. The record is from RefSeq and is a predicted model, not a curated record. Gene Ontology annotation, cellular component: mitochondrial membrane. Bases 348 to 662 code for a protein of 104 amino acids. Gene Ontology annotation, biological process: release of cytochrome c from mitochondria; intrinsic apoptotic signaling pathway. Lineage: Eukaryota; Metazoa; Chordata; Actinopteri; Perciformes; Anarhichadidae.
AUCAACCGUCUUCUCAAAGACACAUGCUGUUCACAAAUGCGAAAACUGUUCAAAUUGCAUGUUUUUUUUAAUCGAAAACCGUUAUUUGUAAGGAAGUGCAUGUUCAUUUUCAACUUAUAUUACACUUUAGGAAUUGUUAAUUAAAUGAGUUUCACUUCCGGUUAUUCGAUGACGCCGUAGUUGUAAUAUUUGAGUGCUGACGCGUGAGUGUCUGGUGCUCUGGUGCGGCUCUCUAUUUAUACAUCCGUGUUAACGGGGACGCCAUCUUGUGUUCAGAUUUCUACAAAUUUUCGUUUCUCAGAAAACGGAAACUGCACAGCUACAGGCUCGUCAGACCACAGAAAUACAUGGACCCGAAGACAGCAGUCGCCGUUGGAGUAGGAGCCGGAGCAGGAGCAUUGAUUGCUGUGGUCGGAGCUCCUGUUGUUCUGGGAGCCAUAGGUUUCACCUCCGCCGGGAUCGCAGCAGGAUCCUAUGCUGCUAGUAUGAUGUCGGCUGCUGCAGUUGCUAACGGAGGAGGAGUGGCAGCAGGAGGUCUGGUUGCUGGUUUGCAGGCAGCAGGUGCAGCUGGUCUGUCAGGAGCCGCCACUGCAGCUGUGUCCGGUGUGGGUGCAGUGGUGGGAUGGCUGGUCAGCUUAAUCCGCAGAAAAGAAAAAAGUUAAAUUUAUGAUAUUUAUUAUUUUGCCAAAUAAAAGAGCCAAAAUAGCACUUUUGUGAUCUCUGACAA